This is a messenger RNA of Eublepharis macularius, 2913 nucleotides long. It is a transcript of the gene NAF1, whose product is annotated as nuclear assembly factor 1 ribonucleoprotein. The transcript has 8 exons. Gene Ontology annotation, molecular function: RNA binding. Bases 56 to 1717 code for a protein of 553 amino acids. Lineage: Eukaryota; Metazoa; Chordata; Lepidosauria; Squamata; Eublepharidae. Gene Ontology annotation, biological process: ribosome biogenesis; box H/ACA snoRNP assembly; pseudouridine synthesis. The record is from RefSeq and is a predicted model, not a curated record. Gene Ontology annotation, cellular component: sno(s)RNA-containing ribonucleoprotein complex.
UGGCGGUGCGCGUGGUGAGGCGCCGCCGGCUAAGGGUGGCCCGGACCUGGCGGGCAUGGAAGUGACCGAGCAGCUGGGGACGCUGAGCGUCGCCUGUGAGGCGGCAGGCCGCGAGGGGGGCUGCGGCAUGGGGGAGGGAGACGCUUCGCUUCCCUCGGUGAUGGGGCGGGGGCUGAGCGUGGCCAGUGGCGCGGCUGGCGAGGGGCUCCCUGAGGCAGGGCCUUCCGCGGCUGUUCCCGAUAGAGGUGCCGUCGGUGGACAAUCUCCGUCCCCAAGCCCCGGCCCCUCAGAGCUCCCCGCCCUAGACGGGUGGCCCAGCAACGGGCCUGCCUCCUCUGGUAGCUGCACGUGGCCGGGGUUUAGCCCUGUGGCGGGAGGAGAGGCGGGCUCCGGAGGAGUCGAGGAGCGGAGCCGGGGCCCUGCACAAGCAGAGGGCCCGCCCAGGUCGCUGUCGCCUCUCGAGCGCGGCUGCCCCGCGUCUUGCCUGGGCUUGCAUGGAAGCCCCGACGACGGGGUGGCGAGUGAGCGGUCGACCUCUGCGGGCACGGAGAGGGAAGGAGAACGUGCAGCCCGGAGCUCCGCUGACGUUUUCGCCGUGGAGAAGCAACUGUUGGCGGACGAAGGCGGCCGCUCUUCCAGUGAGUCCGACUCUAGUUCGGAUAGUGAUACUGAUACAGACAGCUCCUCUUCUGUCUCCUCGAUUUCUUCCUGUUCUCCAGUUCUGCCUGAGGACGGUGUCCAGCAAGAUAAGAAAGAUGAAAAUUCUCCCAGUAUUGGGGGGAAAAGUGAAUUGUCUGAAGACAAGUCAUUUCCUGUUGAAGAUCUAACAAUCCUUCUACCAGAAUCUGUUGAACUAAUGCCAAUUGGGAAUGUUUCCAGCAUCAUUGAAAACUUAGUUAUAGUUGAAUCGCUGAAAGGGCUGCCUCCAGUGAAUGAGGACAGUGUGCUUUUCAAAGAAGAUCGUUAUUCAAUAGGAAAGGUGUUUGAGGUAUUUGGCCCUGUGUCACACCCUUUUUAUGCACUACAGUUUAAGAAUCCUGAGCACAUUGAAACAAAAGGUAUUAAAAUACAUGAUGCUGUAUAUUUCGCACCAUCGGUUGAAAGCUUCACUCAGUAUAUAUUUCCAGAAAAAAUAAAACAGGAUAAAGGAUCUGAUGCAUCAUGGAAAAACGAUGAAGAGCCCCCGCCUGAGGCUUUAGAUUUUAGUGAUGAUGAAAAAGAGAAAGUGGCAAAACAGCAGAAGAAAUCUCAAAACCUAAGAAGAAAGAAGUUUAAAUCACAAGAUGAAUCUAAUGACAAUGGAAUUCAUUAUCAGCCCAGGAGACAUUAUCCCUCCAAUUAUUCAAGUGAAUCUCUUAAGGGAGAACUAAAUCCAUGCUUUUCAAGGGGUAGAUUUCCAGUUCAUCCACAUGCCUACAGACAGCACGUAAAACCUCUACAGCGUUACUGUUCUGACUAUAUGGAGUUUCAGAAGCCUUCCGCUUUCCGUCAGCAUCAGAAUAUGGGGAGACCUGGAAGGCAGCAGCAUUCCUUUCCUUCUCCGUCAUUUGGAACAGUUAGUAAUGCGGCAAAUCCCUUUCCACCUUCAUCUCCAACUUGGAGGUGGCCUCAUGGUUGUAUUCAGAACACAUAUGAUCCUUUGUUGUCAUUGCUAUCACUCCCGCCUCCGCCGCCACCGCCACCAGCUGCUCCUCCUAACAAUACAAAUCUUGUUUAGGCUGUGCUCUGACUUUCAGUGAGCUGAAAAUUUAAGACUUCUCUAUACACUGUAUUGCAUUUUCUUUUAAGUAUCUUGAGCGGUUCAAUUAAGUAUGAAAAUACAAACAGAUUCAAAGAAUUUUUAGGAAAUCAAAGGCCUCGAAUAGAUGGCAUUUCUUUAACCUAAUAGCUGACAAGUAUGUUUAAUAAUGGGUUAGACUGAUGAAGUAGCUAAAUCCAAUUAAAAUAAUUUAGCUUUAAACAUCUUUCUUUCUUGUACCUGUUUAAAUUGUGUUAUUGGAAACUUUAUUUUUGUAACAAAUCUGUACAUUUUUAUAUUGCAGACAUUCUAAAAAAUGUGUAUAAUGCACCAUUGUGGGGUUGUAUUCUUGGGUAAAAAUUAUCCCACAGGAGUCAAUAAAUGUUGAAAUUCUACAUGUAUUGUCAUUUCAAGAUUUUCUUUUGAAAAUGAUUGCCAGUUUAUAAAAAUAGUAAGUGUAGUUCAGCCAAAGUGAACCUUUUUUUGGGGGGGGGGUCACAUUGAGUUCAUUGGGUACCUAAUUGUUACACAUUUUGAAGUGAUAGGACUUAACAGUGCCUAAUUCAAUACUCAAAGUAUACUGCAAAAUUGCAAAAUUAGUCUUUUACUUUUUUUAUAGCGCUGGAGAGAUUUAGUUGAAUCUUCUAAACUUAUUUAAAGAUUUAACAUUCUUGAAGAUCUUCAAAGAUGAAUAAGAUCAUCUUAAUCAAAAUUAGCAUCUUAUUAGUAACAUGGAAGUUAAAGGAGUAGUAUAGCUUGAAUUUCUUUCUGAAUAUGAUAGGGAAAAUGUGGCUUUGAUUUUUAAGAGAGCUCACAGAAGAAAGCUGUUUUUUUUUCAGCCUUAAGGUUUUCCACUUCAGACUCUAAUGUAGAUAUGUAAGACUUAAGUGCCUUAGUAGGGUAAGGUGAGAAACGGUAUAAUAUGAAAAGCUGUAUGUGAAAUUUACAGUUGGAACACAUUUUGGUUUCAAGUUGUGUGGCCAAGAGGUUUAACUAAAAUGUAAAAGAAUUUCUGUAUCUUAUUUGUUGCUUUUUUAAAAAAAAGUUAAAACAUUGUUACACCAUUAAUGGGUUUUCUUAAAAAGUUAUCAUAACUUACAAUGGAUAAUAUUCUCUGUGUUGAGUUAGAUUUAUUUUCAUAUUGUUAAUUGAUUAUUAAAACCUGUAAAAAUUGA